Thamnophis elegans (Western terrestrial garter snake) is the source of this 6394-nucleotide messenger RNA. RefSeq names its product alpha-tectorin-like. The transcript has 20 exons. Bases 612 to 6143 code for a protein of 1843 amino acids. The record is from RefSeq and is a predicted model, not a curated record. NCBI's taxonomy places the organism in Eukaryota, Metazoa, Chordata, Lepidosauria, Squamata, Natricidae.
GGUGUAGCUGUGCGCCUUCCUGUCCGUUGAAAACCCAGAAGAUUGCCAUUUAUCAACAUGGAUUUAUGUUGUUUUAACAACUGACUUUGGUUUAACCGUGAGUUAUGACCUGGCACACAGCCCUUUGUAACCCUUUCUCCUAAAUACCAAGGGCAAGUAUGUGGGAUGUGUGGGAAUUUCAAGAGAGCCAACGACAGCAAUUCUAACGUGCAAAUCAGCUCCGGAGCAAAAACCCUUGAACCUUGCCAGCUUCUGGAGUUCAUCCACGAUCACAGGUAGCUUCGUGCCUCCUAGAUUGUUAAGGAACAUCUCAUCAUGUCUAAAUCCCUGUGCUGGAUCAUCCAGAAUGCUGAUGGGCCGUUUGCUUCUUGCCAUUCUCUGGUCGAUCCCGAACCCUAUUUCACGAAUUGCAUUUUGGAUCUUUAUGCAUCCGCUGGGGAUCCGAAAGUCUUGUGCCUUUCCAUUCAGACAUAUGUAGCAGCCUGCCAGAGAGCCAAUGUCACCUCAGGCCUUGGAGAAUUGGAUCAUUUUGUGAUCCAGAUUGCCCAGCCAACAGCCAUUAUGAACUCUGCCAGCCACCCUGCCAGGGUUUUUGUGCUGGGGCCACAUUUAUGCAUCUCUGCAACCCCAUGUGCGCUGAAGGAUGCGUCUGUGAUGCAGGAUACUUAUGGAGUGGGAACAAGUGCAUUCGUCAAGAGCAGUGUGGCUGCGAACACAAUGGCCGUUAUUACAAUGUUGGAGACCUUCUCUGGCUUUCUGAUUGCACAAAAAGGUGCAGCUGUGAGAAUUCGUCGGCCUUUCACUGCGUCCCAGCCAGUUGCAAUCCUGGCCAGCAAUGUGCAGUUCAGGAUGGAAAGCUGGGCUGUAAGAAUCAGCUGACCACUUGCACAAUUUCUGGAGACCCUCACUACUUCACAUUUGAUGGGGCCGUAGCCCAUUUCCAAGGCAGUUGUGCUUAUGAGAUCUCGAAGACACCCAACUCCUCCUUGGAUUUCUCCUUCCGGGUUGUGGCUACUAAUAAGAAUUUCCGGAAUCCCCGAGUAUCUUUUAUUUACCGAGUGGACAUUUGGCUUAGCUUCAAACAGUUCAGUUCUCACGUUGUUUUGGAACGAGGAAAAGCCGUGAAGGUUGAUGGGAGACCAGUUGCAUUGCCAGCAAAACUAGAGCACUUAGCCAACAUCACUAAAAGAAGCCAGAUGGUAACCGUAAGAACCCAUCCCAGUUUGGAGGUCCAGUACAAUGGCCGCCAUGCUUUGUUUGUUCGUGUGGGUCCUGAAUAUUGGGGGAAGCUGAGUGGGAUGUGCGGGAAUUUCAACGGCUAUCGUGAGGAUGACAAAGUCUUGCCUGAUGGGAAAAAUGCUAAAAAUGAUGCUGAAUUUGGAAAUGCUUGGAUGUCCAACAUCAGUCCCCCAAAAUGCACCAAUGACACGGGUGCUCUUGCACCCUGCACAAAUCACCUAGAAUUGAAGCAAAAGUGUGCAAUCCUCACAGAUCAAUCUGGGCCUUUCUCAGAGUGCCACUGGCACGAGGAACCUGAUCCCUAUUACAAUUCCUGCAUUUUUGAUCUCUGCCAGUACGGACAAGGCCACGACAUGCUGUGCGCGGCUAUCGAAACCUAUGAGGAGAUGUGCCAGAGUCUCGGGGUGCAGGUGCUCAGCUGGAGGGAAGAGCUGGGAUGUGCUAUUACCUGCCCACCCAAUGCUUACUACGAUUUCUGUGGCACAGCCUGCCCGCUCACUUGCGCCAACCACACUGCUCUCAUCGAAUGCCCCACAAUGUGCAUCGCAGGAUGCAUCUGUCUGGAGGGCCACGUCCUGAACGAAGGCGCAUGCAUUCCCCUGGGACAGUGCGGCUGUCGGCACAACGGCCGUGACUAUCAGCUGGGAGACGAGAUGGUCCUGCCAGACACCUGCAGAAAAAGGUGUUCUUGCAAACAACUGGCCGCCCUUUGGAGUGCCAGGAGCUUACUGUGGGCCUCGGGAGAUAUGCAAAACCGUGGGUGGCAUUUGGGACUGUUAUCCUGUGUUACGGGACUGUGGGUAUUUGGCUACUUUCACGUUAUCACCUUCAGUGGGGCGGCCUUGAGCUAUCAAGGACCAUGUACAUACAUCCUCACCCAAUAUUGUGGCCCACCCGGAAAGCUACCUGCAUUCACCAUCCGCAUAGUAAAUGGGCACAGAUAUUCCAUUGCAGCAUCUUGGACUAGGCAACUUACGCUGGAUGUCUACAGGGAACACAUUGUUGUAAAAGAAGGACAGGAAGGCAAAGUGCAGGUCAAUGGCCUAUGGAUGAAUCUGCCUGUUAUCCUGGCUUCUGGGAAGCUCCAUGCCUAUUACAGUGGAUCGUCCGUCAUCGUUCAAACUGAGUUUGGUCUCUCCAUCUCCUACGACUGGUCUUCCUACGUGUCCGUUUCUGUUCCUGAGACUUAUUCUGGUUUCCUCUGUGGUCUGGGUGGAGAUUUCAUUGAGAACCAUUAUCAGGACUUCAGGACUCCCAACAGUUCUAUAGUUCACGCUAGAAGCAUUUUUGGCAGCAAUUGGAAGAAAAUUGAUUCCCCUUCCUUUUGCACAGUGGUGGACAUUUCAGCCAUCUGCAAUGAAACUCAACUAGCCCUCUUCAGAUCCCAGAAUUACUGCGGGGUGAUCAGCGAUAGAGAUGGGCCGUUUAAAGAAUGUGGCAACCUUACGGGUUUUCAAAACCACGUUGAAAACUGCGUCAUGGAACUUUGCGCACAUCAGGGGGCUCGCAAGACACUGUGUGAAGCUCUCCAAAGCUAUGCUUGGCAAUGCCAGGUUCGCGGCAUCAAUAUUCAGCCUUGGAGGGAAAUGACGGAGUGCGAGUUGACCUGCCCACCAAAUAGUUAUUACGAGCUUUGUGGCUCCCCCUGCCCCGCCUCUUGCACCCAACCUGCUGGACCUCCAAGUUGCUUCCAGAGCGUGUGCGUAGAAGGAUGCCAGUGUGAAGCAGGGUUUGUGCUGAGUGGCAUCGAUUGUGUGCCGUGGGAACAGUGUGGCUGCAGCUACAACGAACGGUAUUACUUUAAAGGGGAAAUCUUCUUCCUGGAAGCAGAAAGUUGUCGAAAAAGGUAUCACUGUGAUGGCGCCAUCUCUGCCAUGGAAGCUGAUGGGUCCUUCUGCGGCCCGGAACAAUUCUGUGGUACUCGGAAGGGAGUAUUUGGCUGCCACAACUUGCCAGAUGGCAUCUGUCAAGUUUCUAAGUUUCUCCACUAUACCACCUUUGACGGGCAGCAGUAUAACUUCCAAGGUAACUCCACGUAUGUCUUGGUGGAACUGUGCCCGACGUCCAAGACUUCACCUUUCAGGGUUGAGGUGAAGAACGAGAAGCUGCCCAACAGCCCUUUAUCUGUGCUGUCCAAGGUUAUUGUAUCAGUGAACGAUACUCAGAUAUACCUGCAGAGGGAAGAUCGAGGAACAGUCAAGAUUGAUGGAGUGAUAGCAAACCUUCCGGGUCAAAUCCAGGCUUUAGGAAUCGCCAUGUAUCAACACGGCUUUUAUACCGUUUUAAAAACAGAGUUUGGUUUAAUAGUGAACUAUGACCCGGGUCACAAUCUCUUUGUGACACUUUCCCCUGAAUAUCGGGGCCUGACUUGUGGACUAUGUGGGAACUUCAAUGAACUCAUGGAGGAUGACUUUAGGAUGAGAAAUGGCUCAGCUACAGAGGACAUACUGGACUUUGUCCUGAACUGGACAUCAGAAACCAAUCUUGCCGAUACUGGCGAAUCGGUUGCCUUUAUCCCCAUGUUGGAACAAGGAGAAGACCUCACUCGUUUUAAAUCUCUGUGCUGGAUCAUCCAGGAUCCAGAUGGGCCAUUCGCUUCUUGCCAACUCCAGGUUGAUCCACUGUCCUUCUUCACAGGCUGCAUUUUCGACCUUCAUGCCUCCUCUGGAGACCAAAGCACCCUAUGCCACUCUGUUCAGAUAUAUGUUGCAGCUUGUCAGAGAGCCAAUGUCACCAUCUCACCUUGGAGGAGAGGAGACUUCUGUGGCCUUGAUUGCCAGACUAACAGCCACUAUGAACUCUGUGGGGUUCCCUGCCAGGAUGUCUGCUCGCAUGUUUGGGUCAAGAUUCAUUGCCUUCCCACGUGCUCUGAAGGAUGCUUCUGUGACCACGGGCAUUCACACAGCGGAGACAGUUGCAUUCCAGAACAGCAGUGUGGCUGCAUAUACAAUGGGCUGAAUUAUAAGAUUGGGGACCGGGUCUGGCUACCUGGUUGCCACGAGCAGUGCAGUUGUUACGGCCCCUCUGAUUUCCGCUGCGUUGCUGCCAGUUGUAAUCCUGGACAGAUAUGUACUGUGAAGGAUGGGAAAGUAGGCUGUCACUCCCCCUGGGGAACCUGCACAGUGAGUGGGGACCCUCAUUACGUCACUUUUGAUGGGUCGGUGGCACAUUUCCAAGGCACCUGUGCCUACGAGAUCUCAAAGCUUUGCAACGCCUCUUCUCCGUUCUUCUACCGGGUUGUGGCACAGAAUCAGCAUCGGGGAAACGCUCGGGUGUCUUUCGUAACUCGAGUGGAAAUCAUGCUGAAGAGCGGCGUGCUAAGCUUUCAUAUUGUCCUAAGGAGUGGCCAUAUUGUAGAGGUCAACCAGGAAAUUGUGGAACUUCCCUAUACCCUGGAACUCACAGGCUUCAUUUCCAAGAUAAAAAACAUGGUGAUUGUAAAAUUAGCAGCAAAUGUAGAAAUCCAUUACAAUGGCCAACACACUCUGUUCAUCAAAGUGGGACCUGAGUACCAGCAGAAGCUGUGCGGGAUGUGUGGGAAUUUUAAUGGUAUUCUAGAGGAUGAUAAAGUGUUGCCCGAUGGAAGCAGAGCCCAGAACGAUUUGCACUUUGGCAAUGCCUGGAAAACCGAGACCAGCCCAGCAGGGUGUUUGGAUGACAAUUCCACCCUGGAGCCCUGUGAAAACCCGUGGGAAUACGAACAGCUCUGUGGGAUUUUGGUCAACCAAACGGGACCUUUUGCCAAGUGCUCCUGGCACGUGGAUCCUUCCCCGUUUUAUUUGGCCUGCCUGUAUGAUUUAUGCCACUACGGGAGGCAUAACAACGUGCUGUGCAUUGGCCUUGCAGCUUAUGAGGAAAUGUGCCUCCUUGAGGGAAUUCAGAUCCCAGGAUGGAGGGCUUCCGUUCAAUGCCCUGCCACUGACCCCUGCCUGGACUUGGCUUGUGGAGACAAUGAAUGGUGUGGGGAAAGGGGAGGAAAAUGGGGCUGCUUCUGCCAUAAAUCUUACAGCCCCACCGAAAGGGCUGACUACGAUUACCAGCUGACCUGCACGAGCAGCGGAAGCACAGUCUCUCUCUCCCGCUGCCUUCUUUUCACCGACGGAUUCCCUGCCGAGAGACUCCACUUGGCUGACCACAGUUGUAAGGGGUCCUUGGUGGGAGACAGACUCGUCUUUCACUUCGACGCGGUGCAGAAAACCUGUGGGACCCAAAUGGAGGUGAAUACAACCCAUGCUAUCUACACCAACGUGGUGCAGGGUCAUCUGGAGAACACCUAUGGUGGGACGAUCAGCCGAGAUCGGUUUCUUUUCCUGCGCUUCUCCUGUGCUUUCCCACUAAACAUCAAUCUCUCCAUGGCAUCCGUCAUUUAUCCCAUCCACGACAUCAUUAACAUGACCGUCUCCUCCGGCCAAGGACGCUACCAGGCCAUCAUGACCUUGUACCAAGACCCUGAGUACAGCAAACCGUUUGCUCAGAGCCCUAUUGUGCUCACGGUCAACCACAGGGCCUACGUGGGCAUCAAGAUUUUGGGAGCUGACCCCACCCGCUUUGUGGUCACCUUGUCCUCGUGCUGGGCCACGCCGGGGAGAGAUCCUUCCUCCAGCAUUCGGUGGGAUCUCAUCACCAACCAGUGUCCCAAUCCUCAAGAUGGCACCGUCCACGUGGAGGAGGAUGGAGUAUCUCUGUUGGGACGCUUCUCCUUCAGCGUUUUCACCUUCAUCGCGGAUUCUGAAGAAGUGUACCUGCACUGUCGCAUCCGCCUCUGCAACUUCUGGAUGGCCAAAUGCACCCUGAACUGCCAUUCUCCAGGCUCUGCGAUUUUGGGAAGGAAACCUCCAUCAGCCAUCAUCUCAGCUGGUCCUUUCUUGAAGUACAGUAGCAAUUUGCUAGAUCCCGCACUUUAGUGUCCUGGUGGAAUCCCUGCUAACUUCUUUUCCUGGGAACAUGGAUGGAUGGAUGGAGAUGACAGACAGGAGGAAGACACUGUUCACAGAGAGAUUUCAUCCUGGAAUAGUCUCAGUUGGAUCAAUGAUGAGUAGAGAACAUGAUAAUUCAGGGUGUGGAAAAGGGCGGGGUGAUGCCAGGACAAAGGUGUCUCAGACCCUGAUUAUUCAGUGGCUGAAUGUAUGUAUAAUUAAAGUUGUAACAUACACAA